Messenger RNA from Nothobranchius furzeri (turquoise killifish), 13226 nucleotides. It is a transcript of the gene col7a1l, whose product is annotated as collagen type VII alpha 1-like. Gene Ontology annotation, molecular function: serine-type endopeptidase inhibitor activity; protein binding. NCBI's taxonomy places the organism in Eukaryota, Metazoa, Chordata, Actinopteri, Cyprinodontiformes, Nothobranchiidae. The record is from RefSeq and is a predicted model, not a curated record.
UCCUGACAGCCAACUGGUAUUGUAUUUUCUUCUGCUCAGUGAUCUCAUCAGCUCAGCUUUUCCGCUGCAACCCAGAUACUCAUCUUCAAUGUGCAGCAUGAAGCUCUUGUCACUGCAUGAUAAAUACAUCAUUAAUCUUUAUCUCAUCCACGGGGAUUAUUUAUUCAUCUGGAAAUGCAUUCACAUGGACGUAGUUGACGGUUAUUAACACUGCGCCGUCUCAAAGAAGUUAUUGUGUUUUUGACACUUUAUGUCCUCCACGCGUUGCCCAUAUUUGUUCUAAGGCAUCUAUGUGAAAUUGGCAUCAUGGUAAUUAGUGAUUCUUAGCUAAUAGAAAUUGUCACCUGCCACAGAUGUAUGCAUUGCUUAUUAAAACAGUCCUUCGCAUGUGGAUUUACACACAGUAUGGAUCCUUUGUUUCCUGGUGCACACACACACACACACACACACACACACACACACACACACACACACUCUCUCAGCACACCUGGCCAUUCAUCACUGUCUGUCUUCCUCUGAGGCAGCAGAUGUUGCAGCACUGUCAUAAUUCUUUGGAAGUUCGAUGCCAGACUGUGUCUUUAGGGCUCCUGGGAUCUAACCUACUUACACUGCAGUAUGCACCCCACUCCAGCUUAUCAGGGACUAGCAUGUUGCCUUCCUGUGCAUUAACAUUGCACUAGAUAGGUAAGUAUCUCAGCCAUUUCACAAGUAUAAAAUAACACGAGAGAACUUUUCAUAUCUUUACAGAUGUCUAUGUUUGUUGUGUUUGAACUAUGAACUCUUUUUCUGGCAUAUUAUACUAAAAUUUGUAUUUAUGUCUGUUUGUUUUAGUUCUGUACAUCAGAGUUCUGUGAGCACAUCAGACAAUCAGAUCAUCCCACCGUUUUCCGUCAAACAUGUCCCAAGCUUCUCCACUCAGAGUAAGUUCUCAAAACUCACAUAUCUAGAAAGGGGACCACGCUUUCAUCAAGAAACACACGUUCAUCUGAGUUUUAUGUGAGGGUGAAAGAGCUAUUCUAGCACAGAUAUGCACAAGCACGUUAUCAAUUUUCACAGAGCCGAGGAACUCUGUGUUAUGAAUACAUCUUUUAUGAUAUUUGCAGAUUUCAAGCAAUGAAAGGAAAAAGAAUCAAUCUAUAUUUUUUCUUCUAGGAGGAAAUGGUAAGGAGAAGCAGGAUUAGAUUGUAAGAAAUAAUUGGAAGCAGCAGUGCGUCAGUUUGCCUAAGACAGCGGAUUUCAUUUUUAGCUCUGGGGCUACUCAUAGGUCAUGAAAAGAUAUCUUCUGUGUGAAUCAGUUUGAUAGAAAUGUUUCUCCAAACCCUAGAGAUGCAUUCCUCAUAAAGAAAUGAAUUCUCUAAAUUUAUAUUAAUUUUCAAAAGUAAUUUUAUUCUUAGGUAUGGACCAGGCUUGCUUCUCUUUUUUAACAGUUCGAACUGUGAGUUAUAACACUUACCUUUUUAAAAUAUAUGGAGCCAAUCACAGCUCGUGUUUCUUUCAAACAGCAGCCCCUUUGGUUCAGAUGAACACAUUAUUGAGUCUUAUGAUCUGUUUCAUUGUGUUUAUAGUGACAGUGAUUUGUUACCAGGUAAAAAGGCUGCAGUUGUGACUUGUUCACCUAAUUGAGUUCUUCCUUUUAAACUGCCUUGUGAAAAGACAAGUGGAGGAAGGGACGGUUAUAGAGCUGAAAAUGGACUUUUAAAGUGGUCUGUGAAAGUAGAUUAUUUAUGUUACUGCAGUUAAUAUAACCUACUGACAGAGCACAGCAGGACGAGUGAACAGCAACUAUUCCAAGCUGAAAAGUAAACACUUUUCCUACUUUGAAAAUAUGUCAAAGUUGUUGAAUUUGCAGAAAAUGAUUUUUUUUACCAUACAAGACAAAAAAUUCAAGAAAAAAGACAAAUAACCUCUGUAUGUUAGAAGUAAUGUUAAGUAAGUCUAAUAUUUAGGCCCUUGAACAUUCCCGUACCAUUCCUGUGAGGUGAAACCCUACAAGGGCUCAGGUAUGUGUCUGUAAACUAUUGUAGCAAUCACAGCUUGUUAGUGCAUUCAGAAGUAAAAUGCUUUAAAAAAUAACUGGAUCAGGAUAGAAAGUGUAUUUUACACAAUGUCCAAGCUUUUUCAGAAAAAGUUAUUCUAUUUGAACAAGUCCAAUCCUUUUAAUAUAACAAUCUAAAUGAGUCAUAGACCAAGGUGACUACACCCACAAUGUCCCAACUGAUUACUAAGCAUCCUUUAGGAUUUUACUUUAGUGCUCAUUUUCUAACACUGGUAAUCUGCACCAUGUGAGCAGUUCCUUCGGCUGAGGAGCUGCAUGCUUGAAGCUGUUAGAAAUGAGAAAGACUUCCACCGUUUAUACAGGAACACGCUGGAUUUAUCCGUUUCUCUCUGUGUGCCUGCGUGGAGGAUGUUGGUGGAGGUCAGGCUGCUGAUAUAAUGAAAGCCUAAAUGAAACACACACCUCUGCAUUAACUCUGUCGCAUGAUGUGCCGCUACACUUGGUAACCAUGGUGACAGCGCUCUGCAGUCCUCCUCCCCUAUACAUAUGAGUGUGUGUGUGUGUGUGUGUGUGUGUGUGUGUGUGUGUGUGUGUGUGUGUGUGUGUGUGUGUGUGUGUGUGUGUGUGUGUGUGUGUGUGUGUGUAAAACUUGUCAUUGUGUUCCCUGCAGACAGAUUAAUUCCCUGCCAGAUUCAUUCCCUGUCAACUCGUUGAAACAAAAGUUUGGGUUUUAAUUAGUUGGGUGCAGCAUCUCACUUCAUCUGUCUGUUUUUAUAGGCUGCUGCUUCACUUUCACUGCCUCCCAUCCCCCACCGUCACUCUUCCCCCUGCUUUUUAGUGUAAUUAAAGACAGAUAAUAGAACUGUAAUGGUGUGUAAUUGCAAUAAUCAAUACAAAAUUCAGACUUAUUUGCUUCCAAAUCAGAUUUACAAGAUGGUUUUGAAAUCCUGGUGACAGCUUGGAGUCUGUUUGUGCUGCAGUUAGACAUUUUUUCCCUCUUAAUGUCAAAUAUAAAGUAAAUUAACAUUUAGUGACUGUGUUUGAAUUUUGGAACCAGGUGACACCAAAAGUUAACAAUUUUUAGCUUUUACCACAACUAACUGAUAUUAGUAAAUACAAACAUGGCAACACCACAGUCAGUUUUAUCAAUGCUGAGCUGCACAUUGUAUGAUGUGACUAAGUUGUGUCCAACAUCACAUGACAUCAUAUUGAUGGCCCUGAAUCAAGAAUGUCUCAGCUGUACCUGAUUACUUCAAUUCUCUUUCCUUGGUGUUGCUGCGUCCUGCUCUGCUUGUUUCUGUGGUCCGAGGAGCUAAAAUAUGAGCAGAGGAGUAAAGAAGAAGAUUUUCAGGAUGUUCUAAUUAGGACGAAAAUAAGCCGUGUUUUUCCAUGCAGGAUAGGAGUGAAGAGGUAUUUGUAAUUGAUGGUCGUGGAGUGGAGUUUGAGAGGAUUUGCUGAGAGGAGAACCGGAAAGGAGGAGUGGGUGAUUGAAGGAGGAAGAAGAGCAGAGGAAGAGUAUGGGCCACUCUUUUGUCUGGAUGUUUCUGCUGUGCCUCACACUCUCUCAUCGAAACGUUGCAGCACAAGCUGAAGCUUGCAGGACGGUGGUGCAGGCAGACAUAGUGUUUCUGGUGGAUGAGUCAUGGAGCAUGGGUCAUACCAGCUUCUCCAGAGUCAAAGGCUUCCUCUCAGCCAUCAUCUCCUCCUUUCAGGACAGUGUGCUCGGACCUGAGGGGGUUCGCUUCGGAGUCACCGUCUUCGGGGAUGUUCCUAGGAUGCGAGUUGCUUUGACAGAUUACAGUUCACUGGAGGAGGUGCUCAGAGCUGUCAGAGACCUCCCGUACGAAGGUGGAUCCAGGAGGACAGGCAGCGCCCUCCAGUUCCUUGUUGAUUCUGUCUUCAGCCCUGCCAUCAGCCGAGAUUUCACCCCAAAGAUUGCAGUUCUGAUCACAAAUGGCCGAUCAGAUGACCAGAUCGAUCCUGCAGCCAGAGCAGUAGCCGACAACGGAAUUACACUGUUUGCAGUAGGUGUUUGGGGAGCUGAUGAGUCAGAACUGAGGAGGAUUGUGUCCGAACCCCAUGAGGAGUAUCUGCUGCCAAGUGUUGACUUCUCUCUCUUGGAGACCAUCCUUCCCAAACUGUCCCGCAGAUUGUGUUUUAGUGCCUCUGAACCACCGCGGCCUGUUAAAGUCCCCCAGCCUAGUGUGGAGCCAGUGGUGGGUCCUAGAGACCUGCAAGUGAGCGAGCUGGCCCACAGCUCCCUCAGGCUCACAUGGAGCCAGGCUACAGGGGACGUUACAGGAUAUCGCCUCCUGAUUACACCCCUCAGCCCCAAAGGAUAUCUCCUCUCCACGCAGCAGAGACAGCUGGAUUUGAAGGCGGAUGUCAGCACAGCCAUUGUGAUGGAGCUGAGUCCUAACACAGACUACUCUCUCACCCUCUACGCCGUCUAUCCCAAACUUUUGGGGAGCUCUGCAAUGGUCACAGUAAAGACAACUUCUUUGCCCAAAGUGUCAAACUUCCGUGUAAUUGAGGAGGGUCUGUUCUCGUUGCGUCUUGGUUGGACGCCUCCUGUAGGGAAGCUGGUUGGAUUCAAGAUCUUCAUCCCCAGAUCUAACAGACCAGGAUUUACUUAUGAGCAUCUGCUCUCUGGAGACGUGUCUUCUCAUGUGAUUGACAGCCUGGAAGAGGAUAAGAAGUACACCAUCAGUAUUUAUGCCAUUUACCCUCAAGGACCAAGUGAACCAAUAUCAUUAGUAGGCAAAACAUUAAAGUUAGUACCAGUUAAGCAGUUCCUGGUGCAGAAUGCAACAACAGACACCGUCCAAGCAAGGUGGGCAUCAGUCAAGGGAGCCACAGGAUACCGUCUGACAUGGGCAUCCGCAGAUGGCCACAUUGAGAACGUAAACCUCGACGACUCCUUCAACUUCUACAUGAUUCAGGGUCUCCAUGCUGGCUCCGAGUACACCGUCACUAUCAACCCCAUCUUUGGAGACAUCGAGGGGCCCGUCACCACCACUGACGUGAAGACAUUGGAAAGCAGUGCAGUGCAGACUCUGAAGGUAUCUGCUGUAAGCACAAGUACAGCUGUCGUCUCCUGGAACAGUGUCCCAGGGGCCACAGGGUACAGGCUGGCAUGGGGCCCCACACCAGAGUUUGCAGGUCGAGAUCGUCCCAGACAGUUGGCUCUGAACGGCAGCACCACAGAGUACCAGCUGAAGAAUGUAGCCCAUGAUACAGAGUACGUUCUGACGCUCUAUGUGCUCUUUGGAUCUGUGGUCGGGCCGGGUUUCCCCGCUACCUUUAGAACCUCUCCUUUGGGGUAUGUGUCCAACUUCAAGGUGAUAUCCUACACCAGCACUGCUAUAGAUGUUGAGUGGAGUUCUAUUGUUGGAGCUACGGAGUACAAACUCUCUUGGAACACAGAUGACGGUACACCCCAGUUUCAUUAUCUGGACCGCAAUGUCCUGUCAUACAAGAUUAAAGACCUGAACCCACAGUCCAUUUACACCAUCACUAUUUGUGCAGUCUACGGCAACUCAGAGGGACCUGAAAUCUCCUUGUCUCAGCUAACAGCUGCAGUCUCAGACUCUGAGCCCAUCCAGGCAGUGAGGGAGGUGAAGGUCCUGGACAUCGGGGUAAACUCCAUCACCCUCUCUUGGAGGAAAACACCGGGAGUUUCAGGGUAUAAAAUCUCCUGGAUUCCCUUCCUCUGGGGUGAUGAGAAGUCCCAAGUGGCUUCUGCUGCCUCUACCACCUUCACCAUCUCCAACCUGCGGGAGAGCACAGCUUAUAAGAUCCAGGUUUCACCGCUUGUUGGUAGCAGAGAGGGAAGCCCAGUCCUGGUUACUGCACGCACCUUGGAUCUUCCUAAAGUGGAAGGAUUUGCUGCUCUGAACACGACGGACAGCAGCACCAUUCUGAACUGGACACCUGUGGCAGGUGUUUCUGGAUACCUUCUCUCCUGGAGGCACAUCUCAGUACUGGAGACAAAAACCGAGACCCUGGGCCCUGGAUUCUUCUCAUAUAAGAUCAGAGACCUCCAGUAUGGCAGAACAUACAUUUUCACUAUCAGACCUUUGUAUGGAGAAGUUGAGGGGCCUAUAAGCACCAUAUACCAGAGGAUAUUGGGACAGGAUAAUCCUGUGAAAAGUGCCCAGUCUGUUCCGACUACAGUGAUCCCAAACUCCUUGUACACCAUGACGGACUCCCAAACCACCUCCAUCACCAUCAGCACUACUGUUGCUCAGUCUUCCACCACGACAACCGAGCCCCCCACAGCUGCACCACCAACUAAACCACCAACAACCAAGAAACCACCACCUCAACCCAGUGCCACCAAAGCUAAACCAGAUCCGAUCACUGCGCUGAAACCAGCCACAGUUAGCACAAAGUCCACGGCUCCACCAAGACCAGUGUGUGGGAGGGCCAAAGCAGACAUAGUAUUCUUACUGGAUGAGUCCUCGAGCAUUGGUGUUAACAACUUCAUCAAGAUGAAGGACUUUAUAUUCCGAGUGGCCACUUACUUCCCUGUGAUUAGUCCACAGGGCACACAGAUAGCCGUGGUUCAUUACAGCGAUGAGCCUCGUAUUGAAUUCCGUCUAAGUGACUUCAAAGACAGAAACUCACUGCUCAGGGCAAUCAGAGGGCUGCCGUAUAGAGGAGGCAACACCAAAACAGGAAAAGGGAUCAGCUAUGUUCUGCAGGAAGUGUUCCAGGAGUCUUUGGGGAUGAGACAAGAUGUGGCCCACGUUCUGGUUCUGAUUACAGAUGGAAGGGCUCAGGAUGAUGUUUUGCCACCAUCUAUAGUGGCACGUGUCUUUGGGGUCAGUGUACUUACAGUCGGGGUGUCUAACGCAGAUAUCGAGGAGCUAAAUAAAAUUGCUGCUUCCGCCAGCUACAAAAACGUCUUCUACUCUCCCACCUUUGAUGAUUUCCCCUCCAUAGAAAGGGAGUUCAUCAGCAGCAUCUGUAGCGAGGAGCUUCUGUCUGAGUUUAAAUUACAAGAUGAGUUUGCUCAAUUAGACACACCAACUGAAGACCCAGAGGAGAUGCAGAAACCUCAGGGUCCCUGCUCUUCACGGUGUGAGAAGGGUCAAAAAGGAGAAAGGGGAGAUGGGUUUGGUCUUGGAGGUUUGAAAUUCAGACCAAGUCCUGGACAGUUUGAUCCUUUCACCUCAUCUAAAGGAGAACGCGGGGAGAAGGGACCUCCUGGAACAGAUGGUGUCCCUGGGUUGCCAGGGAGACCAGGACGAACGGGGCCCCCGGGUUCUCCUGGUCAGCGGGGUUCUCCAGGCAUUCCAGGUGACAUGGGUAUUCCUGGACCCACUGGUCCGAAGGGUCAGAGAGGAGAGAGAGGAGAGCCCGGGUACGUCAUAGCUGGCACAGACUCUAAUUAUGUUCCUGGACGAAAAGGAGAACCUGGAUCAUCAGGUCCCCAGGGACCAGCAGGUGUACCUGGUGUCAAUGGUUCUCCGGGCCUGCCUGGACAACCUGGACCACCAGGAGCACCAGGUUUAUCUGUGAAAGGAGAAACUGGAGAGCUGGGAGCAAAAGGUUUACGGGGGAAGCAGGGCAUGAAAGGAGACAAAGGAGAGUCCGGGAAAGAUGGGGCUGCAGGUCUGCCCGGUCCCAUCGGCGUUGAUGGGAUACCAGGAGUCCCCGGUCAGAAAGGACAGAAGGGAGAAGAAGGAGUCGGUAAACAGGGAAUUCAAGGUCCUCAUGGAGAGAAGGGAGAAAAGGGAAAUGUUGGCUUAACAGGAGCAGUCGGUCCAAAGGGUGACCGUGGAGACCAGGGUAUCCAGGGAGUUGUUGGACCUCGGGGUAAGAAGGGAGUGAAGGGAGAGCGAGGGGACAAAGGAGAUCAAGGAGAAAUGGGCCCUGCUGGACCACAAGGACCUCAAGGACGAACUGGACCGAUGGGACUGAAAGGAGAUGAAGGUCCAAGAGGAGUCCCUGGAGAUCCUGCCAAUGGGAUACUUGGUCCACCUGGAAAAAAGGGUGCCAGGGGAGAUGUCGGUCCAGUUGGUUCCACCGGCCUUCAGGGAAUAAAAGGAGACCAAGGAGACAAGGGAGAAAAGGGAAGUCCUGGUUUUGGGAUCCCAGGACAGCCAGGACCAAAGGGUGAAAAUGGCGAGAGGGGAAAUGUUGGUUUGUCUGGAAAACCAGGACCAAAGGGGAAAGAUGGAUCUAAAGGUGAAAAUGGGAGCAUUGGGUUACCUGGAAAUCCUGGAGAUCCAGGAUUAAGAGGUAAAGAUGGAGCACCUGGAGUGAAAGGAGAACAAGGAAUGAAGGGUGAAGCAGGACCACCUGGAGAGCCUGGGGAAAGAGGAAUGAGGGGUUCUACAGGGUUACCAGGGCGACUGGGGGAUACUGGAGAAAAAGGAGAUGCUGGGAAGCCUGGCCAGCCUGGUACUGACGGAGUAAAAGGCGAUAAAGGAGAGGCGGGGAAGCCUGGACCUCCAGGAACACAAAUUGUAUCAGACAACAACAUACUGACCAGAGUGAUUAAGGGUGAACAAGGAGAGCCUGGUCAGCCUGGUUUGAGAGGGGAAACAGGUGAACCUGGACCUAGAGGUCCAGAAGGGAAACCUGGACUUCCAGGACCAUCACAGAGUAGUUCUGGACUUGAUGGCAUUCCAGGAAAACCAGGAAUGAAGGGCGACAAGGGGCAAAAGGGAGAGAGAGGAGAAAAGGGAGACCAAGGUGGGGUAGGGAUUGCCGGAAUACCUGGUUUACCAGGAACACCGGGCAGAUCUGGCGUUGAUGGGAAGAGAGGUUUGCCGGGAAAAGAUGGAGAUCGUGGAAUUAAAGGAGAUGAUGGAAAAAAGGGGGACAAAGGAGAUCCAGGUGCAAAUGGUACAGAUGGAAGUAAGGGGGAACCAGGGCCUCCGGGUUUGCCUGGGAAGCAAGUGCUCGUCACUUCAGAGGGUGCAACAUCUGAUGAUAUCCGACAAGCCUUUCCAAUCCCAAUGGGUCCCCCGGGGGCUACCGGUUCACCAGGAGUGAAGGGUGAAAAAGGAGAAAUUGGCCUCAAAGGAGAGAAGGGUGACGCUGGAGCUCCUGGAAAGUCUCUUGAGAUGAAGCACAUUGAAAUGAUGUUUGAACACUAUGGUAUAAGGCUGCCUCUGCUGAAAGCUUUGAUUGACAGGCUGCUGCAGGAUGGAGUAGAGGAACUGCUUCACGUGCUCAGCAGCUCGAAGAAAACAAAAGAGAACACAGAAACCUCCAACGUCAUUACGGAGUUCACAAGAUCACUGAAGUUUGAUCUCCCCAACCAGCCACCAUCAGAGUUGGACGUUCAGGACCCCGACGUAGAGGAGCAGCUUCCAGAAACUUUGUCCACUAAUCUGUUAAAUGGGACCUCAGAAGGUCCAACCUCGUGGACCAUCGCCACUCUGGAGAACGAACAGAAGCUCAAUCAGAUCGAAACCAAGUUAGAAGGAUCCAGAGGGACAGAGAUCGAUGACUGGAACAGUAACGUGUCCUCUCUCAAAAUGAACCUGACGUUCAUUAAUUCUACCAUUAAUUAUCCUACAGAUAAGGAGCCGGUUUUAGGGUUACCUGAAACUGUGGUGGAGACGGUUGUCCUCAGUCAGGAAGAACCGCUGAAGAAGAUUGCUGCACCAAAGAAGAAGAACAGGGAGCGUGGGAAAGGCAAAGGGAAUAAAGGACGGCGUAAGAGGCAGAAACAACGUCUGACGAGUGAAGAAAAGAAAGGAGGAGAGGAGGAAGAAGAGUUUUAUAACGGUGAAGAAUACGCGUAUGAAUACGAGGAGGAACUUUCCACAGAUGAGCUCUCCGUCUCUCACGAGGAGACAAAGAACGGAGAGGAGGAGCAUUCACCUACUCCCCAUUCUAACCAGUUUGAAACCUCCAGUUCUCCCGAAUCCUCAGACAGAGACACAGAUGCACAGGUUAUCAUGACAACUCCAGCACCACCUUCUCGAUCCACAGGUGGUGCGUUUGAGGAUCAGGUGGUGCUGCCCACUCCUCCACCUGCAACAGAUGAGCCAGAUCAGAUUCCUCAGCCUCAAAUCAGAGUGAAAAGAAGCACGUCCUGGCCUGUCUCUUUGGUCUUUAUGCCAGGUGCCCCAGGUGGACGAAACUGGUUUAAAAAAGCACAAAACAAUCAGUCUCCUGGUGCUCGCGGUUAUAGUAGCUGGAGUAACAUAAAUCAUAAAAACAUUCAAACACCUUCUGAGAGGAAGUGGCAAGAAAGAGAAGACAAACUGCUAUCGAGUGAUGCAACCAUAGAGACUCAAACAGAUGGAGGAGAAGAGGAGGGAGAAAUGGAAAAAGCGAAAGAAGAAGUUGUGCCUGGUGGAUAUUUAGAAACAAACCCCGAUGCAGUCCGUGAGGAAGAAGAGGAGACAAGUGGAGAUUACGACUGGGAGAUGGAGGAAGAUGUUGAUCGUGAGAGGGAAGAAGAGGAGAAUGAGUUGGAGGUUAGAAGAGAGAAAGAAAGGUUGGAAAUGGAGAGAGAAAGAGAGGAGCUGGAGAAAGAGAAGGAGGCCAACCUGGAGAUGGAGAAAGAAAACACAGAGAGGGUGGAAGACACGGAGGUGGAGAAGACAGAGGAGGAGGUGGAGAGAGACUUAGAGAGGGAGGAAUGGGAGAGGAGGAGGGAGAAAAUGGAAAGAGAGCGAGAAGGGAGCCACAGUGAAGAAACUGAACAGCCUUAUCCAUAUCCUCCAGAGUACUUUUUCCUGAAGGGGCAGCCCGGUGAAAAUGGAAACCCCGGACAAAAGGGUGAAAUUGGUGAAAAGGGACAAAAGGGAGAGCCAGGCAUCGGUCACAGAGGUCCAGAGGGUCAAGCAGGUCCUCCAGGACAGAAGGGGGAACCAGGGCAGCCAGGACCUCCAGGUGCUCAAGGCAUCCAGGGUAUCCAUGGUAAUCCAGGCAUCCAGGGCUCCCCUGGUCUUAGAGGACCCCCAGGGGACACCGGAGAGCCAGGUAGAGAGGGAGAGCGAGGUAAAAAAGGGAAGAAUGGAUCAUCGGGAUCUCCGGGAUCUCAAGGUUCACCAGGACCUGAUGGUCUUCCUGGAGUACCUGGAGUUAAAGGAGAAAAGGGUGACAGUAUUCCAGGUCAGCCUGGUGCUAGGGGAGUACCUGGCCCCCCAGGGAGACAGGGUGAAAAGGGCACUCCGGGUGUUAAAGGAGCUCCAGGUCUUAUUGGUCCAAAGGGUCUACGUGGUGGCAAAGGGGAAAAGGGGGACCGAGGCACACCUGGAGUCAGAGGAGAAAGGGGAAGUGAGCUUAAUAUUCAAGGACCCCGUGGUUUCAAAGGCACCAAAGGAGAGGCGGGUGAGCGAGGCCUCCCAGGUUUUGAUGGUGAUAAAGGAGAGAAGGGAGAAGAUGGGCCUCCUGGAGUCAAGGGUGUAAAAGGAGAUGCGGGCACCAAAGGUGCGAUGGGAAGAUUUGGAGCACGAGGCCCAGUUGGUCAGAAGGGGGAUCCAGGAGAGCCAGGGCUCAAUGGAGUGAUGGGGCGCGAUGGAGAGCAUGGAAAAGAUGGAGCCACAGGGGACAAAGGAGAUGUGGGACUUCAAGGCCUGAAGGGAGAUCAGGGUGAUGCAGGAGAACAUGGCUUACCAGGAGAGAACGGGGAGAAAGGAGAAAAGGGUUCUAGAGGUUUCCCGGGACGUGUUGGGAGUUCAGGUCUAAGUGGAGAAAAGGGAGAUGCAGGUUUACCUGGCAGCCCGGGCAUACCAGGACUAAAUGGACUGACCGGACGCAAGGGUGAAAAAGGAGAAGGAGGAACCAACGGUGUCAAUGGCGAACCAGGAGAGAAAGGAGAAAAGGGUACAGCAGGUUUCCCAGGUUUUCCAGGAUUCAAGGGUUCAACAGGAGGUCCAGGAAGAGAUGGAGAUGAAGGUCCACCAGGACCACCAGGUCCUAAUGGGGACCCAGGGCCCAAGGGGGAGAGGGGGAGAAAAGGCCGAUCGAAACCAUGUCAGAGGGGAUCACCGGGAACGCCGGGACGACGGGGGGAGAGUGGUGAAGUGGGUAUUGAAGGGGUGAAAGGGGACAAAGGAGAGCCUGGACUCUCAGCGGAAGAAGUGAAGGAACUCGUCACCCAGGAAGUUGUAGAAAAGUGCGGGUUGGAAUACAAGUUCAUGGUAAAAUCUGUGGAUCCAGAUGCAACGGCUGCAAUGACUGAUGUAAAACUUAUCCAUAAGUUGGAAAACAUAGCAGCGUCUAUCUCUAAUGACCUUCAUGAGAAAACAAUGGAAGAGGAAGAGCUAGAGGACAAACACAGAGCUCAUGCAGAAGCUGUAAAAAUCAUGGAUGCAAAGAUCUCACCAAACCAUAACGAGUCCCGUGAGACAAGGACUGUGGGAUGGACACAGAGGACGAAGAGAAGGGUAUUCAGAACAAAGAAUGUUGCAGCGGAGCGCUGUUCGGAGCCGAUGCUAGAGGGAUCCUGUUCAGACUACGUCUUGCUCUGGUACUUCCACAUCCAGUCGGGGGAAUGCAAACCAUUUGUGUACGGGGGCUGUGGAGGAAACCAGAACCAGUUCACCUCUAAACUGGAGUGCCAGAGUCGGUGUGGGUUGGGGAGGAACUCUACUGGAGGUCCGUCGGAUCACAUGAGGGAUGGACCCGCCAACAGCUGAAGUGGUGACUCAAUGUGAAAAUGUAGAACAUUAGUAAAGUGUUCAGAUGAAGCCCAAAACCAAACAGAUGCUGAUUUGUGUACAUAACUAAGUAAAAUAUAGCUUUGUCUUUUUCUGUUGUUUAUUUAUGUUUUUGUGAUUUUCCGUCUAGUUGUUGUUUACAGAAAAAAAAAUUGUUUUCUAAAUCUGAACAUGUGUUCUUGGUUGUGUUUUUACUGACUGACUUUGACCCUUGACCUUUGCGAUCAUGUGGGCGACGGUGGCACAGGAGUUAAGUGCUCGCCCCGUAAUCGGAAGGUUGCAUGUUCGAGCCCCGCUCAGUCUGUCACUGUCGUUGUGUCCUUGGGCAAGACACUUAACCCACGUUGCCUGCUGGUGGUGGUCGGAGGGACCGGUGGUACCAGUGCUCGGCAGCCUCGCCUCUGUCAGUGCGCCCCAGGGCAGCUGUGGCUACAUUGUAGCUCAUCCCCACCAGUGUGUGAAUGUGUGUGUGAAUGGAUGAAUGACUGAUUGUGUUGUAAAGUGCCUUGGGGGGUUCCAGGACUCUAGAAGGCGCUAUAUCAAAUACAGACCAUUUACCAUGUGACUCUACUGAAAAUAAAACUUCAUUUGUG